Molecule: messenger RNA, 269 nt
Organism: Funneliformis caledonium
Lineage: Eukaryota; Fungi; Glomeromycota; Glomeromycetes; Glomerales; Glomeraceae
Source: the annotation of a GenBank genome assembly
ACCAAAAGAAGUACUUAGCCAUUGAAAUAGCUUCUUGCAUGAUUCCAUUUUCAUUUGAUUCAAUUUCUUAUUACAAAAAAAUCUUCAACUUUUUCGCAAUCAUCCAAACUGAAUUUACAGAACAGGAGAGGUUGCGAAAGAAAAUCUGUUCUUCCAUUCCAACUGAAAAUACUGAAAGGAUAUGGGAUUGGUUGUAUUUAUCCAAAGAUUCCUUCUUUUAUGACCUAAAACCUGUACCAGAGGAUAUAGACAAAGUUAUUAUAAUGUGA